AUGACUCAACAACAAAUAGCGCUUCAACAACUCACUAGUACUCUUUUGUCGGCUUUUUUACCGCCCACAGCCGAGGAAUUGCGAAGUGUGUUGCGCUAUCACGAUUGGCGUUAUUAUGUAUUAAGCGAACCCAUCAUCACCGAUACCGAUUACGACUUUUUUUUCAAAGCAUUGAAAACACUGGAGGAAAACAAUCCAGCUUUGAUUACGCCUGAUUCGCCUACACAGCGCGUGGCGAAAGGGUUAACCGAAGAUUUUCAUCCGGUAGACCAUUUAGUUUCGAUGCUUUCACUUGAAAACACCUACAACAUUGAAGAGGUGGCCACUUUCGAAAAUCGCGUGAAAGAACUAGUGAUGAAUGGUGAUGUUGAAUAUUGUAUCGAACCUAAAUUUGAUGGUGCGAGUAUUGCCCUCGUGUAUGAAAACGAUUUAUUAAUUCGUGCCGCUACACGUGGCGAUGGCACAACCGGUGAAGAAAUCACAAACAACGCGAAAGCCAUUGCUUCAGUGCCGCUUUCUGCGCCCUUUUCAAAAUACGGGAUUUAUAAAAUUGAAUUGCGAGGCGAAGUGGUGAUUCAAAAAGAUGUGUUCGAACAAAAAAACAAAGAGCGUGUGGCGCGAGGCGAAAAAGCAUUUCAAAAUCCUCGUAAUACCGCCUCAGGUUCCUUGCGCAUGAAAGACCCUAAAGAAGUGUCCCAACGAGGCUUGCAAGCCAUCAUGUACCAUAUCAGUUAUGCUGUAGAUAAGGCGGGGCAAAACUUAAUCGGCAUCACGUUGCUGCAUCAUUUCGACAACAUAAAAAUGAUUGCCGAAUGUGGGUUUAAGAGUCCGAUUCAAGAAGUAUCAGUAUGUAAAACUACCGAAGCAACAGAAGCUUUUUUAGCAAAGUGGAUUGAAUUGCGCUAUACCUUUCCGAUAGAAACAGACGGGAUGGUCAUCAAAGUGAACAGCCUGAAACAGCAGCAGCAGUGUGGUUCUACGGCACAUCACCCAAAAUGGGCCGUGGCGUAUAAAUUUCCGGCUAAACAGGCGCAUUCUAAAUUAUUAAGUGUUGAUUUUCAAGUGGGCAGAACUGGUGCCAUUACUCCGGUGGCGAAAAUUGAACCGGUGCAUUUAAGUGGGGUGACCAUUUCUUCUAUAUCACUUCACAACGAAGAUAUGAUUCGCGAAAAGGGAAUUAUGUUGGGUGAUACUUUAAUUGUUGAAAGAGCCGGAGAGGUGAUUCCCUACAUUGUUGGUGUUGUGCCCGAUUUACGCAACGGAAGUGAGCAACCGUUGGUGUUUCCAAGUAAUUGCCCUUCGUGCGAAUCGCCAUUAAUUCGUCCGAAUGAAGAAGUGGUAUGGCGAUGCGAGAAUGCCGAUUGUCCGGCUCAGUUGGAGGAACGCAUCAUUCAUUUUGUAUCGAAAGAUGCCAUGGAUAUUGACGGACUCGGCCGACAAAUUGUGAUUGAUUUUAUUGCCAAUGGUUUACUAAAAAACAUUGAAGGUAUUUAUGCGCUCGACUUUGAAAAAAUUCGCACAUUGGAAGGUUGGGGCGAAAAGUCGAUAGAGAAUUUGAAAAACGGAAUCGAGCAAUCGAAAAAACGUCCGUUAUGGCGAUUGUUAGUGGCUUUGGGUGUUCGGCAUGUGGGGACAGGAACAGCGAAAGACAUUGCAGGACAUAUUUUAUCUAUCCAUGAAUUAUCUACAAAAACGGUUGAAGACUUAAUAGCGAUUGAAGGUAUUGGGCCGAAAGUGGCAAACAGUAUACACGAUUUUUUCACCAACGAAGCGAACAUUCAUUUGCUCCACGAUUUAGAAAAACUGGGCUUAAACACCGUAAAUAAUCCGGCUGAAAACGCAUCGGCAUCGAACAAACUAAACGGACAAACCUUUUUGUUUACAGGUACUUUAACGCAAUUCGGUCGCGACCGUGCAAAGCAAUUGGUAGAAGAAAAUGGAGGAAAAUUGUUGAGUGCCGUUUCUGCCAAUCUAAACUAUUUGGUGGCAGGCGAAAGUGCAGGAAGUAAGCUCACCAAGGCAAAGGCAAUACCUUCUAUAAACAUUAUCACUGAAGAUGAGUUCUUGGCCUUAAUCGCCUAA
This is a messenger RNA of Darwinula stevensoni, 2082 nucleotides long. Lineage: Eukaryota; Metazoa; Arthropoda; Ostracoda; Podocopida; Darwinulidae. The record is from the annotation of a GenBank genome assembly.